AUGAGUGAUGAAUUCCUUUCAUUCCCCUCAACCUUCAUAUGGGCUACUGCAACCGCUGCCUACCAAAUAGAAGGAGCUAACCAAAGUGACGGUAGAGGAAUAUCCACAUGGGAUGUGAUACGGAAGCAGCCGGGCAGAAUUGCCGACAACUCAUCUCCAUCUCAGAGCUGUGAUGGGUAUUACCUCUACAAAGAAGAUGUACUGCUGUUAAAGGAGUUAAAUGUAACACACUACAGAUUUUCUAUCUGCUGGACUCGAAUACUUCCGAAUGGCUAUAUUGGCAAUAUUAAUGAGAAAGGAAUUGCGUUUUAUCGAAGUUUACUCGAAGAGUUGAAGAUCAACGGAAUUGAGCCUAUUGUAACAUUAUUCCACGCCGACUAUCCUUUUGAACUUUAUGAAAAAGGUGGCUGGCUUAAUGAAGAAUAUAUUAAAUGGUAUCUCGAUUAUUGUCAUUUGUGCUUCAGCCGCUUUGGAGAUCUGGUAAAGUACUGGAUAUCGUUCAACGAGAUUCCAAUGCACGCGUGGUGUGGUGUCACGAUGUUUGAAGGACAACCGCGUCAUUCGCCUGAAACUCAGGAAUACUCAAUACCGAAGAGGAAAGUGCCGUAUGUUGCCGCGCAUAACAUGCUUCUAGCACAUGGAAAAGCCUACAGAAUGUAUGAAAAAGAGUUUAGGAAAACCCAAAAUGGAAAGUUUGGUUUCGUUGUUGGUGGUCGAUGGUGUAAAACGUUUUCAUCGUCACCUGAAGACAUCGCGGCAGCACAAAGAGCCCUUGAUUGGAGCUUCAACUGGACGGUUGCUCCGAUAUUCGGAGAAAAAGGAGAUUAUCCGGAACAUAUGAAAAAAGAGAUACAAAUACUAGAAAAAGCAGAGAAUCAGGAAAUCUUACCGAGAUUCACAGAACAGGAAAUCACAAUGCUCAAAGGAUCGGCUGACUUUUGUGGCAUUAACUACUACUUAACAAAUGAAGUCCUUGCUGGAGAUGGUCCUUCUCAAAUGGAGAAGGACGCGCACUUCGACUACUUGGACGGUCGAUGGGAGAAAAUCAGUGGGAAAAAUUCUUGGUUGCGCUACGUUCCUGAAGGACUACUUGAACUUUUAGAGUAUAUAAGAGAUAAUUAUGGAAAUAUUCCUGUUCUUAUAACUGAAAAUGGUUGUGACGAUAAUAAUGAGGAAAAGGUUGAUGUUCUUUGUGACCAGAACAGGAUACGCUACAUAAAGGGCCAUAUAGAGACCGUACGGAAAGCGUUGCAACGUGGAUGUAACGUGAUUGGCUAUACCGUAUGGUCCCUUAUGGAUAACUUUGAGUGGGAUGCUGGAUUCGGCGUGAGAUUUGGAUUGUACAGGGUGGACUUCGACUCACCGUCGAAAACUCGCACAAUCAAAAAUAGCGGUAUAUUCUUCAAGAAUUUUCUCAGCCAAAUGAGAAAAGAUGUAGAAUCCAGAAAACAGUAA
Necator americanus (New World hookworm) is the source of this 1455-nucleotide messenger RNA. RefSeq lists its product as uncharacterized. Gene Ontology annotation, biological process: carbohydrate metabolic process. The transcript has 11 exons. The coding region runs from base 1 to 1455 and encodes 484 amino acids. The record is from RefSeq and is a predicted model, not a curated record. Gene Ontology annotation, molecular function: beta-glucosidase activity. Lineage: Eukaryota; Metazoa; Nematoda; Chromadorea; Rhabditida; Ancylostomatidae.